AUGCGAGGACCGACUAUUAUCAAGGCAGAAGAUGACAAGACACGACAGCUGAACAAGAACACGCUCAUGGCGUUUAGCGGAGAGGCGGGUGACACCGUGCAAUUUGCCGAAUACAUCCAAGCCAACAUUCAACUCUAUUCGAUGCGCAACGAUACCGAGCUCAACCCGGCUGCCGUUUCCAACUUUGUUCGAGGAGAGCUGGCCCGCAGCUUGCGGUCACGAAACCCCUACACAGUCAACCUGCUGCUUGGCGGCAUGGACCCAACCACCGAGCAACCACACCUGUAUUGGAUCGACUACUUGGCUUCUCUGGCACCUGUACCAUAUGCCGCUCACGGAUAUGCUCAAUACUACUGCCUGUCCCUUCUUGACAAGCAUCACAACCCAAACAUUGAUCUCGAGGAAGGAAUGAAGCUCCUCGGAAUGUGCACAGAUGAGCUCAAACGUCGACUACCCAUUGAUUACAAGGGGCUCAAGCUGGGCGCUCGGGCGGACCGCAUUGAACCUUUUGAUUGCGGCGCGAAAGAACCCCAGCAUUUCAUUUGUCUUCCACCACCCCACGUCACAAUGUCGAAAAGACAAGCAGAGCUUCCCUUAGGGGAGAAUUUCCCUGGUUCUCCCGCCUCCAAGAAAGCUCGCCUCGAGGAUGACGUUGCUUCAGAUGAUCCAAACGGUAACAGCUUUACGCGAGUUCACGACCAGGAGCUAGAACAUGACAAGCGCAAUGGCACACAGACUCGCACAGCUAUCGAUCUGGAAGAGAAGGAGCUGCAGGAAGAAUCAUCGGAUGUUUCUGGAUCAUCAGACCUCGAUGAAGAGGCACCCGCCCUCAGUGCGCCCAAACGACAGACGCAGCCGAUCGAAGGCUAUGGUGACCUCUAUCUCGACACUGUCAACCGUGGAGUGCUGGACUUCGAUUUCGAGAAGCUGUGCUCGGUCAGUCUCUCGAAUAUCAACGUGUAUGCGUGUCUCGUCUGUGGCAAAUAUUUCCAGGGUCGCGGUCCCAAGUCGCAUGCGUAUUUUCACGCACUCGAGAUCGGCCACCAUCCUUUUAUCAAUAUGGGGACGAAGAAGGUAUAUGUUUUGCCGGAGGGCUAUGAAGUGAAAAGCAAGAGUUUGGAAGAUAUCAAAUAUGUCGUAGAUCCGCACUUCACCAAGGAUGAGGUGAUGAAACUUGACAAGGAAGUCCACGAUGCAUGGGACCUUUCCGGUUCCCGGUACAGACCAGGAUUCGUCGGUAUGAACAACAUCAAGGCUAACGACUACUUAAACGUGGUUGUCCAAUUGCUUGCACAUGUUCACCCCAUCCGGAAUUUUUUCCUUCUCCACAAGUUUCCCGCUCCAGGCACGCCCGAACUAGCCCUUCGAUUCAGUACUCUAGUACGGAAACUAUGGAAUCCCAAGGCUUUCCGAUCUCACGUCUCACCCCAUGAGCUUCUGCAAGAGAUUGCGCUGAGGUCAUCAAAGCGCUUCACCCUCACCCAACAAUCCGACCCCGUGGAAUUCCUGUCCUGGUUCCUUAACAACCUGCACCUGUCUCUGGGUGGCUCGAAGAAACCAUCCUCAACGCCUACCAGUAUAAUUCAAGCUGCCUUCCAGGGCCAACUUAGAAUCGAGAGCCAAGCCAUUACUGCGCAUUCAGACACCCAAAAUGCUCGAUUGGUGUUCACAGAAUCCGGCGAUAUUAAAAGCCAGGUUACACCCUUCCUCAUCCUUACUCUCGACUUACCGCCAACACCGCUCUUUCAAUCCGCAAAUCGGGAGUCCAUCAUCCCGCAAGUGCCUCUCACUACACUUCUGAAUAAGUACAACGGCUUAACGGCGUCCGAAAAAAUGGCGCAGCGUGUUCGGCAUCGCCUUCUUCACCCUCUUCCGCCGUUCCUUCUUUUCCAUAUCAAACGUUUCAGCAAGAACCGUUUCGUCUCAGAACGUAACCCCACGAUCGUCACCUUCCCCUCUCCGCGCUCCCUCGACAUGUCCCCGUAUGUCGAGCCCAACCCUGACGUUUGGCCUCCGGGGGAGCCCAUUAUGUAUGACCUUGUGGCAAAUAUUAUCCUUGAUCCUGCGGUUGCUGCGCCCGGUGCCACUGAAGAUGCGGCGGAGAAGGGUGUCAAUGCAGCCACUGGGUCUGGCGGCUCUUCAGGAGCUGGCGCUGGCGCUGGCAGCGAAAAGGUUUCUUGGCUUGUACAGCUACAUGAUAAGGCUGUAUCAACAGAGACUUCACGCCACACUGGCGGUACUACGGAACAGCAGCAACGGGGUGCGGAGUGGCUCGAAAUUCAAGACUUGUUCGUGAAACGUGCUGAGAGUGAGACCCUAUUUACCCGUGAAGGCUACUUGAUGGUCUGGGAACGGCGGAAGGUCCCUGGACAAAAGGGCAAGAGCAAAUUAAAAUAA
This is a messenger RNA of Penicillium macrosclerotiorum, 2397 nucleotides long. Its product is annotated as cysteine proteinase. The transcript has 5 exons. The coding region runs from base 1 to 2397 and encodes 798 amino acids. Gene Ontology annotation, cellular component: proteasome core complex. The record is from RefSeq and is a predicted model, not a curated record. Gene Ontology annotation, molecular function: cysteine-type deubiquitinase activity; zinc ion binding. Gene Ontology annotation, biological process: proteasomal protein catabolic process; spliceosomal complex assembly; mRNA processing. Lineage: Eukaryota; Fungi; Ascomycota; Eurotiomycetes; Eurotiales; Aspergillaceae.